CAGUGAAUGGUUAUAUCUGGAGGGAGUACUAAGAUGGCCAUGAUGAAGUUCGAAAAGCAGCGGCUAUGUCGCACGGUCACAGUCAUGGUGGAGGCUGCGCUUGUGGAGCUGAACGGACGGAAACACCGGAGCGCGGGGUGGAGUACGGACUGUACAAAAAGAUUGAUUUACACAAGCUGCAGUGUCUGAACGAAAGCCUGGAGGGGAGUGGGAAGGGAGUGUUCAAGGCCUGGGAGGAACGUGCAGAUCGGAGCCGGUUUGUAGAAAGCGACGAGGAUGCAGAAUUGCUAUUCAACAUCCCGUUCACUGGCAAUGUGAAAUUAAAAGGGAUUAUUCUUAUUGGAGAGGAUAGUGAUGCCCACCCAUCAGAAAUCAGAUUAUUUAAGAACGUUCCUCACAUGAGCUUUGAUGAUGUUAGAAGGGAAGCAGAUCAAGUUUUUGGCUUAAAUAUCGAUACUACUGGAGAACUGGAAUAUCCUACAAAAAUUUCUCGCUUUUCAAGUGUAUCUCAUCUGUCUAUUCACAUUUCCAAAAAUUUUGGAGCUGAAAACACCAAAAUUUACUACAUUGGAUUACGAGGAGAGUGGACAGAGGCACAUCGCCAUGAAGUAACAAUCUGCAACUAUGAAUCUGCCGCAAAUCCAGCUGACCAUAAAAUGACACAGAUUACUCCUCAAUCUCACUUUAUCUCCUAGAGCGACUGCAGCAGACCACAACUGGCUUUAAGUAAAGCGUGCUUGAAUAAACCUAUUCCAUCUUA
Messenger RNA from Bufo gargarizans (Asiatic toad), 760 nucleotides. RefSeq names its product PITH domain containing 1 (gene PITHD1). Gene Ontology annotation, cellular component: nucleus. The record is from RefSeq and is a predicted model, not a curated record. The coding region runs from base 66 to 695 and encodes 209 amino acids. NCBI's taxonomy places the organism in Eukaryota, Metazoa, Chordata, Amphibia, Anura, Bufonidae. The transcript is spliced from 6 exons.